Messenger RNA from Zymoseptoria tritici IPO323, 381 nucleotides. RefSeq lists its product as uncharacterized. NCBI's taxonomy places the organism in Eukaryota, Fungi, Ascomycota, Dothideomycetes, Mycosphaerellales, Mycosphaerellaceae. The record is from RefSeq and is a predicted model, not a curated record. Bases 1 to 381 code for a protein of 126 amino acids. The transcript is spliced from 3 exons.
AUGCAACCCAUCUCCAUUAUCCUCCUCGCGCUCAGCGCCAACCUAGCCCUGGCUUCCGUCCUCACACCUCCAGGCCUGGAGAAACGUCUCGGCUGCAUCUGGACCAACUGCUGCGGAGAAGGCAUCAAGGGACGUCACUGUCUAGGCGACUACCAGGAAUGCCCAAAGGGCACGCAAUGGAUCGUCGCAACGCCGCCUGCACAACAGUUGAUCGCGAAGCAGACGUCGCGGUUCGCAAGCGUCGCAGGCGGGAUGGCGGAGGAGAAGACCAGGGAAGUGAAGGUGGCGAGGAGGAGGGCGGGAAGUGAUGUUCCACUCGAGGAAAUCAAUUGCGGCCGAAGCGGCGCCCUGAUGCUGAAGCGUGGUGCUUUGUACGAGUGA